This is a messenger RNA of Baudoinia panamericana UAMH 10762, 1278 nucleotides long. RefSeq lists its product as uncharacterized. The transcript has a single exon. Lineage: Eukaryota; Fungi; Ascomycota; Dothideomycetes; Mycosphaerellales; Teratosphaeriaceae. The record is from RefSeq and is a predicted model, not a curated record. The coding region runs from base 133 to 1251 and encodes 372 amino acids.
ACUCCCACUUCAACUUCCUCUCCAUCCUAUCUGCUUGACAACCUCUCCUUACCCUCCGCUCCUCUCCGCCUCCUCCUCUCCUCUCCUCUCCACCUGUAUCCUACCUACCUAUCUUCCUGCUACACCACAGCAAUGGCCGGCGGCUCAACCUUCACCUGGUCCCACGCCCUCCGCCUCCAUUCCACCCUCUCCCCCUUCUCCUCUCCGCUCCCCACAACGCACUCCGCCUUCAACAACGUCGAGCCGGUGUCAUGGCGUCGUCUCAACAUUGCCGGUCUGCUAGUAACGCUCUACGGCCUGCAAGAACUCCCACCAAACGUAGCCGAAGUAACGGUCCUCUGGCUGCUGCAUGGACGGGGAGAUACGCAAGACAGCAUGGCUUACACCGCGGCCGCUUUCCUCAACGCGUGGACUAGCAAGCGAAAGCCCUCACAGAAACACUUCAUCUGCGUGACAAUCGAUCAGAGAAACCACGGAAGCAGAAUGAUAGACAACACCGCAAACGUGAGCUGGAAACAAGGCAACCCCAGCCACGGACCAGAUAUGUUCUCCCACUUCUCCGGCACCGCUCUCGACGUUAGCCACCUCAUCUCACUGCUUCCUUCUUAUCUACCCUUCAAACUCGCCCAUCAUAUCUGCGCCGGCGUCAGUCUAGGCGGGCACGCGACGUGGCAGCUGCUGAUGAGUGACUCCCGGAUUGAGGCCGGCAUCGUCGUGAUCGGGUGUCCGGAUUACACGCGGUUGAUGACGGAUCGUGCCAUCCGGGGUAAGUUGAGUACGUGUAUGUCUACGGACCCGCCUGGGCGCGACUUCUCCGGAUCGGCCGACUUUCCGCCGAGUUUGCUGGCGAUGAUUGAAGAGCGAGAUCCGGCUGGUAUACUGCUUGGGGAGCUGGAUACGGUGACUGGGGAUGAUUACUUACAUACUCCUUCAGCGGCGGAGCAGGAGAGGUUGAGGCCGAUAUUGGAGCGGAGGCUGAAGGGGAAGAAGAUCUUAUGUGUAAGUGGCGGGAAGGACCGGUUGGUGCCGUAUGAAUGUGCGCAGCCGUUUUUGGGGUGGUUGAAGCGAGCUGUUGACCCGCGCGAGGGUUGGGCGCGGGGGCUGAGAAUUGAGGUGGAGGAUAUUGUGGACUCGGAAGGGAGGCAUGAGUUUUCGAAGACCAUGCGGAAGGACGCGGAAAGAUGGUUAUGCGCGUACCUUGCCCGCGACGACGAUGACGGUGAGAUCUAUGUCCGGGAAAGCAAGCUGUAGACUCUCACGGCCGUCAACCAUGAAGCG